AUGUGUGUCCGUUCGUCCGUGAAUAACGAGACCGGAAUCGAGCCGAUCGCGCCUACCUCGAGCGCAAAGCGAACGCAGGCCGACCGAUUGACACGCAUCAAAGAGAAGUACAUCAGGCUGCAUGAUGAGAUGCUCGACCGGGAGAAGCAGGAGCUGCUGCGCCAACAGCAGCAGGAACGAGCGGUGCUCCACGUGUCGGGUCUGGCCGACAACGUCUUGGCCAUCAGCACGAUCCACUACAGCCUGUUGCUGCAGGAGCUGGCCAAGUACUACGAGGUCGUGCGCCGCACCAAGGCGUUCAAGAUCUUGUUUUAUACGACGCAACCUGCUCACGUAAUCAUGAUCGCCGCAGUUUUGUUCGUUACGUCGUUUCUCGUUCCGACGAAGGAAAGGGUGCAAGUCUCCUCCGACUAUUCUCAUUCAAGAACAACAUCCUUCAUUUACCUCGCAUCUUUCGUUAUGCACUUUGGUGCCCAAAUCUGGAUGACUUUCGUAUCAGGUUUGUCUUUAUACUUCGCCUUACCACGACAUACAUUCGGCGAGGUGCAGCGCGUCCUGUUCCCGAGAUAUUUUACGAUCAACGCGUGUCUAAGUCUCACUACACUCCUCAUAUUCGUCAAGCAUCAUCCGCCGCACACCUGGGACACGGAGAUCGCUAUUCAGGUUGGCGGUAUGUCAGGUGCUUUUUUCUUGGAACUGCUGAUACGACUCUACCUGACACCACCGCUUCUGCGGCUGAUCGUGCUAAAAAAUAAUUUGGAACGCACGGCAGGCGUCGGGAACGAAAUCGGCCGUCACAAUACCGGCCCGUUGAAACACUGUCCGCACUAUCUGAACAUUCACCAUACCUUCCGUCGUGUGCAUGUAUACAUCGCCGUAGGUAAUAUGCUCACUAUGGCGUGCACGGUGCUUCAUCUGCAUUAUAUAGCGAGCAAAUUGUGCGUUCUGUAAGAAAACAGUCUAUGAUCUAUCGGUAUACAUCGUGAAGCCAUCCUCCCUCGAAAUACUCGUUCGCUUCGGGAACAGUUUUCGAAGUAUACGUAGACAUAGUUUACGUAAUAAUUUCCAAGAAAUGCAUGUCUCGUACGAUGAUACAAUAUUGAUAAACGAAUGCCAGAAGUCCGAAUGUGCCGGAACGCUCCCCGCGGUACGACAUGAGAAAUAUUGAUAAUCUCUCCUGCCAUUAUAUAUAUAUAUAUAUAUA
Messenger RNA from Harpegnathos saltator (Jerdon's jumping ant), 1204 nucleotides. RefSeq lists its product as uncharacterized. NCBI's taxonomy places the organism in Eukaryota, Metazoa, Arthropoda, Insecta, Hymenoptera, Formicidae. The record is from RefSeq and is a predicted model, not a curated record. The transcript is spliced from 4 exons. Bases 1 to 951 code for a protein of 316 amino acids.